This is a messenger RNA of Physella acuta, 1359 nucleotides long. Its product is annotated as FMRFamide receptor. Gene Ontology annotation, cellular component: membrane. The record is from RefSeq and is a predicted model, not a curated record. NCBI's taxonomy places the organism in Eukaryota, Metazoa, Mollusca, Gastropoda, Physidae. Gene Ontology annotation, molecular function: G protein-coupled peptide receptor activity.
CCACACCGACUUUCAACUCUACCCCAUCGUGUUGGGCGUCACCUACCCACUCAGAUUCACAGCACAGAUGGGCUCAAUUUACACAACAGUGACUCUGACAUUGGAGCGCUAUUUGAUUGUUCUAGUACCUCUUAAAGCCAGAAUUUUUUGUACCUUUGGCAAAACACGGAAAAUCAUUUUCGGUGUCUUUUUAUUCUCCACAAUCUUCAACAUACCCCGAUGUUUCUUCUACCGACUGAUGCUGUCACCCCAGGCAAUGUCAUUAGCACAAUUCAACAUGUCACAAGAGGUCACAUUGAAUGCCACUUCCGGUCUAGACAGUCCAGUACUUGAAGAGGGUCAAGACGACCCAGGACUGGGCGGCACUUACCUGUGGCUGUAUGUGCACGUGUAUGAGAUGUACGUGAGUGGUGUGUUCUUCUACCUGCUGCCGUACGCCAUCAUUCCUGUUCUCAACCUUCAGCUACUGUUGGCCAUCAACAAGCGACGUCAUGAAACACGGAUGAUUAGCCUAAAAAACCAGCCCCACUCCCCCCGGGCGACUGACCAGGAAGACGGACUCACUAUGAUUGUCUUGGGAAUCACAGCUUGUUUCUUCGUCUGCUGCCUCAUACCAGCUAUUUAUAACUUGACCCAGAUCUCUGACCUGCAAUACAGCGCUUUGGUGUUUAAGUUUUUAUUGAUAGCCAGCGACACCAUGCUUUGUAUCAACGCCAGUGCCGACUUUUUCUUCUACUGUCUCCUGGGACGGAAGUUCCGUAACAUCUUUUUGCACAUGGUUUGUCCCAAGAAGUACCUAAAGAGGUCAAGGACGGUCAUCAGCCUGAGUCACAGUUACUGCAGACCAAACCGGACAAACAGUGAAACCUGCUAUCAUUCUGUUUGAUGACGUCAGAUAAUGAAUAUCGUCGCCUGUCAACAAGACACGUCAAACGGCAGCAAACAAACACAUAACACUCACAUAACAAACACAUAACACUCACAUAACAAACACAUAACACUCGUUUUUAUACACAUGUGUCUGAUAAAUGACUCAUUAUUUCCGAUGUCUGACUAAAACAUGUAUUUGUUGACUGAAUAGCCAAGUUGUUAAAAAUUAGCGACAAUAUAUUGACCAUGUUAGGAGUCAAGUCAACUCUGUCUAAAAUAUAAUGCUGGUGUCGGGUACUCAUAAGCAACUCAAUGUGAACUGACUCUGCUAGAUCACAGUUCACGAUGUCAUUUAGUUCUGGUGAAUCAAACAAUGCAAACAUUACUGCGUGUUUUCUCUCUCAUGUAAACAAUGGUUGGUACAAAUGUAAUUUGAACACACCGAUUGGUACAGUCAGCUCAGUAAACAAUGGUUGGUACAAAUGUAAU